This is a messenger RNA of Rotaria sp. Silwood2, 1422 nucleotides long. NCBI's taxonomy places the organism in Eukaryota, Metazoa, Rotifera, Eurotatoria, Philodinida, Philodinidae. The record is from the annotation of a GenBank genome assembly.
AUGUUAGAACAUGUAGAACUAUUGGGUAAUGUUGGUAAAGAACUUGAUGGAAUUCUUUAUAAUCUUGUUGAUGUUCUUUCUGAUGAUACACGACAAAGUGAAAUAAAUAUAACAUCACAUGAUGGACAAAUAAGUAAAUGGUUAGAACAAACAUUUUCAUCUAAACAACAACGUACAAUAACAGCAACAGGACGUUUUGAAUCUAUCAAAGCUAUUAUUCAAGCAUCAUCAUUUGUUAAUGCAUUACAAAGACAAUUACGUAUGCAUACAAAAGAACCUAUAGCUGUGAUAUUUAAUUUACCAGUUGAUAUAAAUCAAUUAAAUCUUUGGUCAUUUAAUAUGAUGGAAUAUAAUGAUCCAAUUACAUUUACUAUUUUACUUCUAUUUGAUGCACAUGAUAUUAUAUCACAUCAUCGAAUUGAUAUUGAUGUAUUGAAAAAUUUUGCUCAUGCACUUACUGAAGGUUAUACAAAAUUUCGAGCAGCUUAUCAUAAUGAUUAUCAUGGAGCUGAUGUUCUUCAAACAACACAUUGUUUAUUAAUUAAAAGUAAUUUAUUAAAUAUUUUUACACAACUUGAAAUAACUGCAUUAUUAUUUGCUGCUGUUAUUCAUGAUUUUGAACAUCCAGGUUUAAAUAAUAAUUAUCUUGUUAAAACAAAAAGUGAUUUAGCUUUGAUUUAUAAUGAUUUUAGUGUUCUAGAAAAUCAUCAUUCAAGUUCUGUAUUUAAACUUUUACGUGAUAAACGUUUAAAUAUAUGGUCAAAUAUGAGUCCUGAUGAAUAUCGAAUAUUUCGUUCACUUGUUAUAUCUCUUGUACUUGCAACUGAUAUGGCUAAUCAUGCAUCACUUAUUGAACGUAUGUCAACAUAUUUCUUUUUUAAAGAAACAAAUUCAACAACAACAGCUACAGAUUCAAAAACUUUAUUACAAGCAUUAUUACAUGGUGCUGAUAUUUCAAAUGCAGCUAAACCAUGGCCAAUUUAUAUUCAAUCAACAGAAAAAGUUAUGGAAGAAUUUUUUAUACAAGGUGAUCUAGAAAAAAUAUAUUAUGAUGAUAAUAAACCAACAUUUGAUCGAGAAUCAACUGAUGUUGUACAAUUACAAAUUGGAUUUAUUUCACAUAUUGUCUAUCCAACAUUUGAUGUUUUAUCCAAAGUACUUCAAAUGGAUUCUCUUGAUCAUAAUUCUAAACUUGCACCAAUAAAAAAUAUAUCGACAUGUCCAUGGCAAUAUGAUUUACAAUUAAAUUUAGAAACAUGGCGACAAAUAUCAAAAGACAAUGACGUUGAACAAAUUUUGAUUAGUAAAAAACCUUUUAAACUUAAUUUCGAAUAUUUACAAACAUAUGUUGAAAAAGCGAAAGAUCGUUUAAAAAGACGUUCACAACACGAAUUAUUACUUCGUGGUACACCUUCUGUAUAA